This is a messenger RNA of Fusarium verticillioides 7600, 756 nucleotides long. RefSeq lists its product as hypothetical. The record is from RefSeq and is a predicted model, not a curated record. NCBI's taxonomy places the organism in Eukaryota, Fungi, Ascomycota, Sordariomycetes, Hypocreales, Nectriaceae. The transcript has 2 exons. Bases 1 to 756 code for a protein of 251 amino acids.
AUGCUGUUUCGUUCCCCGCCAUCGGCGAAGUCGACAUCCGGCACACUCAACUGGGAACUCAACUGUGCAUAUACACUAUCCGGCAUCGGUCGACUAUAUUUGGACUUCUUGCCUGACUCGGAGCCAUGUUACUUUCUCAACACGAGCCAAGCCAUUGCUGAUGCUGAGGAGGGUGACCAGUUUCAGUACUGGCGUAGGGAAGAAGACUCUUGCAUCCUUAAUAAGUGGGAUUUGCGGUGGACCACUGUCUGCGAGCCACGCAAAGAUGGCGGUCUUCUCUUGAAGGACAAUCAGUUCGAACGAUCUGGGAACGUAACUUUUAUCCUUCGCCCUGGCGCAAAGACUGUACGCAAGGCUAUCGCUGAGUACAAUGGAGGCGCUAUUGGCGGCACUGCAGUGAAGGUUGAGCGCAAUCAUACAGUUCGUUGUCCCAUUCUUGCCGAAGACGCCUCACCGAAACCGCAGCCUUGUGGCUUGGAUGUCAAAAAGGCCCGCAGUAGUCUUGCUGAGGCUGUUGUGAAACCUACCACGAGCUUGACCGUGUUACCCAGCAAAACCACCGAUGCAGGUGUGGAUGCAACAGAUACUGGUACAGAUGGUGCCUUAGUACCAUCUAGCAUCAGAGAUGCCUCCGGUCAAAGCAACGGAAGUGGAAAGGAUGAUAAUGGUGCACAAGGAUUGGAAAGUAGCAACAGUGUGCUCUUGACUUUGUUUACUGCUUUGACCACUAGUAUCCUUCUCGAGCUAGUUAUGUAG